AUGCCGCCGAGAAGUGGCAGCGUCAAGCGGCUUUUCAGCAGCAAUUUGGCAGCAGCACCUCUUGAAUACGCCGCUUUUCGGCAGCAUUUCGGCAGAUGCUUGUCCGCUGGCCAGUAUGCGGAAUCUGUUCCCAUUUCUCUCCACUAUAGGGUGGUCAAAGAGGAGAUUUCAGACGACAAUGCGAAGCUGCCUUGUUUCAAUGGGAGAGUCGUCUCCUGGCUGGUGUCUUCGGAGACCCCCCAGCCCGAGCCGGUGCCGACUCCCGUGGAGACCCGACCGGAGCCCUCGCCCCCACCGCCCCCCCUGCCCCCGCUGCCCGUGGAGAGGACUAGCGGCAUCGGGGACUCCCGGCCCCCCUCCUUCCACCCUAACAUCUCGGGCAGCCGGGAGAACCUGGAGCACGAGACGGAGACAGAGUCAGUCGUGUCACUGCGGAGGGAGAGGCCGCGGCGCCGAGAGAGCACGGAGCAUGGUGGCGGGCACCGGCCAAAUGGCCAGUCGCGGCUGGAACGACACCUGGCCGGGUACGAGAGCUCGUCCACCCUGCUGACCAGCGAGAUCGAGACCACCAGCCUGUGCGACUCAGAUGAUGACGACACCAUGAGCAGGUUCAGCAGCUCCACGGAGCAGAGCAGCGCCUCCCGCCUCCUCAAACGCCACCGGAGGCGGCGGAAGCAGCGCCCCCCGCGCCUGGAGCGGAUGUCUUCCUUCAGCAGCGUCACCGACUCUACCAUGUCGCUGAACAUCAUCACGGUCACGCUCAACAUGGGUAAGGGUGGCGGGGGCUGGGGCUGCCGCCACAGAGAAGGGGUCGGCUCACUUUGUGUCGCUCUUUCCCGACAGGUGAACGACAUUAACUUUGAGAACAUGAGCAACGACGACGCCGUCAGAGUCCUGAGGGAGAUCGUCCACAAGCCGGGCCCGAUCGUGCUGACGGUGGCCAAGUGCUGGGACCCUUCCCCCCAGGGGUACUUCACGCUGCCCAGGAAUGAGCCAAUCCAACCCAUCGACCCGGCUGCCUGGGUCUCCCACUCGGCCGCCCUGACCGGCGCCUUCGCCGCCUACCCCGGCAGCAGCUCCAUGAGCACCAUCACCUCCGGGAGCUCCGUCGCCGAGAGCGAGCGCUUCGACGAAUUCAACCUGUCGGUCCACACGGACAUGGCAUCCGUCACCAAAGCCAUGGCCUCCCCGGAGUCGGGGCUGGAGGUUCGCGACCGCAUGUGGCUGAAGAUCACCAUCCCCAACGCCUUCCUGGGUACGUCGGCCACCGGGGGGCGCCGCUCGGCCAGGCGGAGGGUCGGCGUCGAGAGCGGGCCCUGCCCUGGGGCCAGCCCCUGCCAGGGGAGAGUGCCCCCUGCUGGCCCCACAGGGAGCCGGAGCAGCGGCUCGAACCGGAGCGACGGGGGCGGUGGGGGCCGGGGCAAGGCCAAGGAUGAGAAGGUGGCCCCCGACUCCAAGUCGGGCAGCGGCAGCGAAUCAGAGUACUCGACCCGCAGCAGCCUGCGGCGGGCGGAGCCGGGGGGCGGAGCCGGUGGGGGAGGCCCCGCCCUGGCAGGGGGCGGGGCCGAGGUGGGCGGCGCCCCCCAGCGGAGCCACCACAGCUUGGUGAGCAGCCUGCGCUCCCACCACUCCUACGGGCCCCCCGGCAUGCCCCUGCCCUACAACCCCAUGAUGGUGAUGAUGAUGCCCCCCGGACCCCCCAGUGCUGGCCCCGCCUCGGUGCAGCCGCCCGGCGCCCCCCCGGUCCGCGACCUGGCCUCGGUGCCCCCCGAGCUCACCGCCAGCCGCCAGUCCUUCCACAUGGCCAUGGGGAACCCCAGCGAGUUCUUCGUUGACGUCAUGUGACCUGCUGGCCGCCGAUGGUCACGUGACGCCGCCCUCGCGCCGUGAGACGCCACGGGACCGAGUCCUGGCCAUGUGACUCGAUCCAUGGCUGCCUUGAGGUCAUGUGACCUCCAUCUCACGGAGCCAUCUGAUGCCACGUGACCAACCCAGCCGCCCGUGGUGACGUGUCACGUGACCCAGCCCGUAAGCACCUCAACCUCAUAUGACCUCCUGGCCACGUUACCUUGAUGUCCCGUGACCUCCGUCCAAGCAACGGAGCCUUGAGAAGCCGCCUGACCGAACUCCUGGCCAUGUGGCUAUCACUUGUUGCCUUGAGGUCACGUGACCUGCCGUCCACACAGAGCCUUCAGAUGCCAUGUGACCGGCCGGUAUCAUGUGAUCUCCCUCCACGCGACCCUUUUUGGGGGUCACGUGAUUCAGCCUUGAGCUUCCUUGACCUCUAGCCACAGAGCCUUCUGGGGUCAUGUGACAGCCUGUAGCAACCUUGACAGCGGGUGACCUCCAGCCAUGGAGCCUUCCAGGGUCGUGUGACUGAGUUGGUGGCCACCCAUGAUUGCUGGACCAGGCAAGUCAUGUGACCAACACCCCUGCCUGGUUCCCCUGUGAUCAUGUGACCCCCCCCCCACCACGUCCCUGACAUCAGAUGGGCUCCGUGAACCAAGUCUUCCACCAACACGUGACCACAUGUGGUCCUACGUGACUCAGCCUUCCUGUCCUGUAGUUGCCUUGAUGUCACAUGACUGGUGCGUGGUCAGGUGAUUUAGUGUCCCCAGGCCACCUGUCAGCCUUUUCAUCUCCCGUGACCCACCGCCAGCGGCCACGUGAGUCGCCAGUUCUAGUCAUGUGACAGCCUUCCGGAGCCACGCCUUUCUUAAAGCCACAUAACCGCGCAUGGGGUCCCGUGAACCACAGCUGGGGAGCGAAGCCAGGACUGGGAGCUUUCUCUCCAGUUUUGGGCCCUACUGUCCGAAACCAGCUCCCCCCAUUGGUACUGACACACCCCCCCGGCUCCGCUCGGUACCAGCCACCGCAGCCCCGGUGUGGAUGAAGUGACGAGAUCUUUUUUUCCUUCCGAAAAGAUCCUUUUUUUAAUAUCUUUUUUUAUUAUCGAUUUAACAAAAAAACACGUUAUUUGAGACAUUUUUAUAAACGUUCUUUUUAUUAAAAAAAAUGCACAGUUUUUGAAAGGUCCCAUUUUAUCCUCCCCGGCCCCCCAAACUUGCAUAAUCAGGGUGUCUGAGAUGGGGGGUCCAGUUACCCCGCUUCCGACCCCCCCUCCCCCCAGCGAGCUAUGAUCCCUCUCCGCCUGCAGGCGUGGUCAGUUGACGACCUUCCCUCGACUCCUUCCUCCCCCCCCUUGCACUUGGGGGGCACCCCCUCCCCCCGAUGCACCUGGCCGAUAUCGACCGCUCUCGUUUAAACCAGGCUUGGGGUGCUCGGGGUGGGGCAGGGGUGUUUCUGACUGGGAAGGCAAGACCACUCGAGGUUGGAUAGUUGGGGGGGAUAUUCCUGAUCCGCCCCUGUUGCCUGGGGGGCUCUGAGUUGGCUCGGAUCACCCCCAAGGGGUGGUGAUUGUUACAUCAACACACAGCAUAUGUAACCCCCCCACCGUGAAUGGUGUUGGGGGUCCCCCUUACCUCCAGCCCCUCACAUAGGCUGUGUACCCCUCCUAAUGGCAAGUGGGGGGGGCCUCUCCAGCCCCCCCUACAUACACUACCUACCCCCCAUACAUGGGGCUGGGGAUCCCCAUUUCUCUAGCUCUGCACAUAGGGUACAUACCCCCCCCCCCGUAAAUGGUGCUGGGGUCCCCCAUUUUUCUAGCAGUGUGCCCCCCCCCGCUGAGGGGCGGGGGCAUGGUAGCAGAAUCCUAUUUUGAAUAAUGUAUUUAUUUUUAGCUCUUUGUGUAUGAAAAGGACAAUAAACCUAUAAAAAUAAAGCAAAA
Molecule: messenger RNA, 3787 nt
Organism: Chelonoidis abingdonii (Abingdon island giant tortoise)
Lineage: Eukaryota; Metazoa; Chordata; Testudines; Testudinidae
Source: RefSeq, a predicted model, not a curated record